AUGACAACAUCCCCGUGUCCCCUCCUGGCUCAGGCUGUCAGGCAGCGCUCUGUCCAUGGCCUCUCCCAGAUAACCAGCAGUCUAUACAUCAGCAAUGGGGUGGCAGCCAACAAUGAACUCAUGCUGUCUACCAACCACAUCACGACAGUCAUCAACGUGUCGGCAGAGGUGGCCAACACGUUCUUCAAAGACAUCCAGUGCGUACACGUGCCGGUGGUAGAUGCUCCCACCUCGCACCUCUACGACUUUUUUGACCCUAUGGCGGAUCACAUCCACAGCGUGGACAUGAAGCAGCGCCGAACGCUGCUGCACUGCGCCGCCGGGGUGAGCCGCUCUGCCGCUCUCUGCCUCGCGUGCCUCAUGAAGUACCACUCCAUGUCGCUGCUGGACGCCUACACGUGGGCCAAGUCACGCCGCCCCAUCAUCCGGCCCAACAUCGGCUUUUGGGAACAGCUUAUCCAUUAUGAAUUCAAGCUGUUUAGUAAGAACACCGCUCACAUGAUCAGUUCUGCGGUGGGUAUGAUUCCGGACAUCUACGAGAAAGAGGUCUGUCUGAUGAUGCCGAUGUGA
This is a messenger RNA of Aethalodelphis obliquidens (Pacific white-sided dolphin), 570 nucleotides long. RefSeq names its product dual specificity phosphatase 21 (gene DUSP21). Gene Ontology annotation, biological process: peptidyl-tyrosine dephosphorylation. The record is from RefSeq and is a predicted model, not a curated record. Bases 1 to 570 code for a protein of 189 amino acids. Gene Ontology annotation, cellular component: cytoplasm. Gene Ontology annotation, molecular function: MAP kinase tyrosine/serine/threonine phosphatase activity; protein tyrosine phosphatase activity. Lineage: Eukaryota; Metazoa; Chordata; Mammalia; Artiodactyla; Delphinidae. The transcript has a single exon.